Molecule: messenger RNA, 4060 nt
Organism: Betta splendens (Siamese fighting fish)
Lineage: Eukaryota; Metazoa; Chordata; Actinopteri; Anabantiformes; Osphronemidae
Gene: bcar3
Product: BCAR3 adaptor protein, NSP family member
Exons: 18
Coding region: 197-3103 (968 amino acids)
Biological process (GO): small GTPase-mediated signal transduction; positive regulation of peptidyl-serine phosphorylation
Molecular function (GO): phosphotyrosine residue binding; guanyl-nucleotide exchange factor activity
Source: RefSeq, a predicted model, not a curated record
GCAGCGGCAGCAGCGGCAGCAGCGGCAGCAGCGGCAGCAGCGGCGGCGGCGGCGCUUCACCCCCGGAUCCGCCGCUGCGCGUUACUCAGCACUCUGUCCCAGCGGCUCCCUGCGUCGUCCUGCAACGCUCUCAAAGGUCCAUCUUUAAGAUCGGUUGUAGGUCUGCGGACAGGCCUGUCGGCGUCUAUGUGUCGCCAUGAAGCACCAGGCCAUCUCCCGAUGGCUGAGCCAGCUGGGACUCCCUCAGUACUGCACCGCGCUGGAACAGGAGUACGACGGGGUGGAGGACCUGCUCCACCUUUCGGAGUAUGACCUCUUGGCGCUCGGAGUCUACAAUCACCUCCAUCGUCUGCACCUUCUCACUUCUCUACGCCUCCUUCAGGAGCGAGAACGCCGGAGAGAGUUGAGGAUGAUGGCAGAGGGGCGUUUUGCGAGUCUGCCGCGCUCUCUCCACACGCACCACACCCUGGGAGCAGGCACCGCUCUCCCCGGACUUCCCACCGCCUCCCUCGGCGUCUCCAGCAGCAGCUGCUCCUCCUCUAGAAGGCUCCAAAGCUCCCUGGCCUCCUCCAUGGACCUCCUCGGCUCCAAGCCUUGCCCACCUGCAGGUCGCGGCGUCGGCCCGGCGGAGCUGCCCGCUGCCCAUCAGCACGUCUCCAUCCACGGAACUCUUCCUCGACGCAAGAGAGGAGGCUUGAACCUGGUCCAGGGGAAGCACACCUGGGAGCCCAGAUCCGGUCCAGGCGCCCCGGCCCCGUCUCCUGGGCCCUCGCAUCAGCCCGUGACCGCGCCGCUGGUUCACAAUGACGACUGUCACGGCUACAGAGAACCGGCUGCCGGCCUGGACGCCACCGUGGACUAUGUCAAGUUCUCCAGGGAUCAGUUCAUCCUGGACUGCCCCUCAGAGAAGCUUCGCCGAGAGCUGGAGGAGGAACUGAAGAUGAGCUGUGAGGAGCCGAGGAGCCACGCGUGGUACCAUGGAGCCAUACCCAGACAGGUUGCAGAAAACCUGGUGCAGCGCGACGGAGACUUCUUGAUCCGUGACUCUCUGUCGAUCCCAGGGAGCUACGUUCUGACCUGCCAGUGGCGAAACGCCGCGCAGCACUUUAAAAUCAACAAGAAGGUGGUGAUGCUGAACGAAGCCUACUCCAGAGUGGAGUACCGGCUGGAGCGCGAGGCCUUCGACAGCAUCCCCGCACUCGUCAGAUACUACGUGGGGAACAGGAAGCCCGUCUCGCAGGUGGUCGGCGCCAUCAUCUUCCAGCCCAUCAACAGAGCCGUGCCGCUGCGCUGCCUGGAGGAGAGGUUCGGCCUCUCCAGCAGCCACCGCGAGUCGCUGCAGGCGCAGGAGCGGCGCAGCCACAAGCGCCUCAGCCUGAACAUCGCCAACGGACACGCCCACGACGCCGCGCUCAACGGGCCGAGCGGCGCCCACUGCCCGGACGGCGGCCCGCUCAGGCUCAAGGACCGCUGCGGCAGCCAACCUGCGAGUCUGAACCAGGUGCAGGAGAGGCGGCGGCCGCUCAAGGCGCACCAGUCGGAGAGCUUCCUGCCUCUGGGCUGCAAAGCUCAGCCACAGGCCCCGGAUCCUCUGCUCCCCGGCCCCAAGUCCCCAGUGUUCCGCACAGGCAGCGAACCGGCGCUGAGCCCGUCCGUGACCCGCAGAAUAGCAGAACCGCUGCCAGCAGGCCAGGCCAUCAGGGGCUCCGACAGCCAGCUGUGCCCGAAGCCGCCGCCCAAACCCAGCAAGGUGCCGCUGGCUCGACUGCCUCGGCCCGUUCCACCGCCCGGCUCGUCCGGCCUCGCAGCGUCGCCUCUGGACCCGGCGGAACCGCCGGCUCCUCUGUGGAGGAGCGAAGCUCCCACGGUUCCAGUGAAGCCUCACAAGCUUCACCCGCUGUCCCUCCCCGCAGACCCCCACACCCCCCCCGCUGCCGCCCGCGGGCCAGAGUCACAGGCUGGGCUGCACCCCAGCAGCUACGUGGAGCGGCUGAGGAGGGAGGCGGGGGGAGGGGGGGAGGCGGGGGAGGGGAGGGGCCUGGACCGGAGCUCCUACCAUCACGCCAUCGCAGCCCUGGAGAACACCAGCGAGGAGGAGGAGGAGGAGGAGGAGGAGGGGGGGGAGGGGGCGCAGGAGCGGGCAGACGGGCGCCGCUUCCAGCGGCCGCUGGUGGAGACGCAGUCAGCGUUCAGACCCGCGGACUUCGGGUCGCGACUUCUGCCGGCGGAGAACAAGCCGCUGGAAAUGGUGGUUCUGAAGCGCGUGAAGGAGCUGCUGCUGAGCCACGACCACCAGAGCAUCGCGCGGCACCUGCUGAUGGCCGACUGCCAGGUCGCUCGCGUGCUGGGGGUGAGUCCAGAGCUCAGGGCGCAGAUGGGCGUGUCCUCUGGGCUGGAGCUGGUGACGCUGCCGCACGGGCGCCAGCUGAGACUGGACCUGAUGGAAAGACACCACACCAUGGCGGUGGGCGUGGCUGUGGACAUUCUGGGAUGCACGGGCAGCGUGGAGGAGCGCGCGUCCACGCUGAACCGCAUCAUCCUCGUUGCGCUGGAGCUGAAGGACGCGGUGGGCGACCUGUUUGCGUUCACCGCCCUGAUGAAAGCGCUGGACCUGCCGCAGAUCAGUCGUCUGGAGGAAACGUGGACCGCUCUGCGGAGGAACUACACGCAGACGGCCAUCAGCUACGAGAAGACGCUGAAGCCCUUCUACAAGAACCUGUACGAAGGCGCAGCGUCUGCUCCGCCGCCGCUCUGCGUUCCUCUGCUGCUGCCGCUGCUCACGCUGAUGGAGCGGCCCGCGGUCACGUGUGAGGGCUCGGAGCUGUGGGAGACCAGCGACCAGGGCUGCGACAUCAUGCUGCGCCACCUGGAGGACGCGCGGCUCGUAGCCCAGAACACGCACAGCUACACGGCCAACGCGCAGAGUGUCCUGCAAGGUUUCCAGUGUGACGACGAGCUGCUGGAGGUUUUUAAGACGGACUUCCAGCUGCGGCUGCUGUGGGGGAGCCGCGGCGCCUCCGUCAACCAAUCGGACCGCUAUAACAAGUUCAACCUCAUCCUCACCGCGUUGUCACGGAAACUGGAGCCGCAAGCUGCCAUCUGACGUUCAGCCGAGCACCCGCUCACGUUCACGGCAGCAGGGUCACAGAGCAGCUGCAACGAAGGAGAGAAAAGGAAGUGAACUCACCGAGGCCAUCGUUCAGAAGCUGAGUCGCAUCGUUUCCAGAGACGCUCAUUUAUUACGUCACAUCAUGGUAAAGCAGAAGCCUCUUAGCUUUUUGUUCAGCACAGACGCAGGUCUCACUAACAAAUCACAUCACUUUUAUUUACACAUAUAUUCCAAGUGUUGUAUAAUUAAUUUAUAUCUGUAGUUGAAAAUGAAACACUCCCCCUAAAGCAGAGCUCAGGGAUCCUUAGGACGGAUACAUGUGCAAUAGAUGUGGACCCGCUUUGCCUGAACACAAGAAUCAUCCUCAAGCAGAUUCAACACGCCCCCAAAUACUCCACCAGGCUUCAAGUCUUCCAAACCUAAACUCUGAGUCCUACAGGUCCGUUUACUGACACCAACAUCACGUCAGAGGAUGAUUAUCACCGUCGGACCUCGCGUCUGCCAGGAUGAGGAGACGCUGCCGUUUCUGGAACCGGAAACCUGUGUGUCCCUGACACCUGGGCCUGUGGCUGUGACAGACAGGGCUUGUGCUUUAAAACGCAGUAAAGCAGGAUUUCCUUUUGUUCACGUGCCUUUUGAAAUCGACCUGAACAGGCGAACGAGCAGAAGUGAAGGCAGACCGUCACUAAUGUCUCCUAACUGUGAUGUUAGAGUUAUUUCUUCUAAUCAGCAUCUGAACUACUGUCAGUUCUUUGACGAUUUAAAAUCAAACCUUAGUGAAGACGGGUUGGAACUUCACAAGUGAAACCCAACGUACACGGUGUUAACGUGUGAGACUAAGCUGUAAAUAUUUGUCAUGUUAAUAAGUGUAAAAAUGAGAUAAUGAAUUUCACUGUUUAUAUUAUUACAAAGACUGUGGUAAGAUUUAAUAAAUAUUGCAUUUGUGUUUAA